GUUUUUCAUGGCUUCGUUUUGAUUUGAUCCAUCUGACGCCUGAUCCAAUCUCGCAAACACGAUCGCCAAAACAAACAUUGUUUUGCAGGGCAGAUGGCGGCUACGCAGCUAACCGCCGAUUUGCAUCCACUCCUAACCGAGUAUGUGAUUAAAAAGCUGCACAAAAAUCGUCUCACCACGGUGUACAGUUUCGUUAAGGUGGAAGCCGAACAACUGAUAAGAAUCACCAAUCUUCCCGCCGAAAGCAUCGUGCUGGUGAAAGAUCAACUAAUCGAACGGUUCGCCGGCCAGUGUCGGAACGGACAGACGCACCCAACGCAUCCUACCGUUCCGUUGGGCACGGGAAUAAACUCAAUCGAUGCAAUACUGCAAGGCGGACUAGUACCUGGUCACAUUUACGAGCUUUGUGGCAAAUCUGGCACGGGAAAAACGUUACUAUGUAUGACGAUCGCAGCGAAUGUGGUGCAGCAGCGCAGCUCAGUGUUUUACAUCGACACAAAGUGUGAUUUUUCCGGUCGCAAGAUACAGCAAAUACUGGAGAAAGGACAGCGUCAGCUUUCGGAGCAGGAGCUGGGCCACACCAUGGCCCGGAUUAAAGUGGAACGAAUCUUUUCUCCCGAGCUGCUGGUACAGGUUGUGGAAGAGUUAGCCAACGGUGCGCACCAGGAAGGGGACACGAAUCUUAAGCUGCUGAUAAUCGAUUCCCUGCCAUCGCUUUGGUAUCUGUUCCAAGAUUCCAGCAGCUCCAUCGAACCGUUGGGUUUGUUGACGAAGCUUAUCUGCUCACUGCGCAAGCUGGCUACGCAGCACAACGUUGCAGUGUUGCUGGUUAAUUUGGCCGUUCGAAUGGUUGAAGGAAUGGCGGGCAGUAGCGGCAUCGAGAGUAAACGAAAACUUUGCCCAAACGGAACCUACCCUGCGCUGGGCCGGUACUGGGAAAGUGCACCCGGUACCAGGCUUUUGCUCGAACUGGACGACGACGACGAUCAAUCCGACUCUAUCAACCGAUCCGUGCUGGUGUGGAAAAGCAAUUACCUUCGUACGGGUGAAAGGACGAUCAUUCGGAUGACGGGCGCAGGCGUUCGGUGAAGCAGAGCGAUCGUUGGUGAAAGAACAAAAAUAAAAACUGUAUCUAUUUCUAACCUGCUCCUGGGACUGUAAAUAAAAUUGCACCUCUCUAGCUAAUAUCUUACA
Molecule: messenger RNA, 1194 nt
Organism: Anopheles stephensi (Asian malaria mosquito)
Lineage: Eukaryota; Metazoa; Arthropoda; Insecta; Diptera; Culicidae
Gene: Rad51D
Product: DNA repair protein RAD51 homolog 4
Exons: 1
Coding region: 94-1089 (331 amino acids)
Biological process (GO): reciprocal meiotic recombination; double-strand break repair via homologous recombination; DNA strand invasion
Cellular component (GO): replication fork; centrosome; Rad51B-Rad51C-Rad51D-XRCC2 complex
Molecular function (GO): four-way junction DNA binding; ATP binding; ATP-dependent DNA damage sensor activity
Source: RefSeq, a predicted model, not a curated record